AUGGCCGACAUGCACGAGCUAUUGACCACAGUCAGAGAUAUUUAUCAAAAAGUUAGCGAACUGUAUGGCCUGAUCAAGGAUCGCGAACAAGAUCUAGUCGUUGUCGACAAAGCAGACUCUCUAAUGGAAGAUGCAAAGACCGAUCUUCUCUACCUCAAUGAUUGCAUCCACCAGUACGGUAACGAGAUGCAGCGUCCAGACCAGAAUACUGAUUUCAUGCACAACAAAACUUCAGGAUCCUCUCACACCUCAUUCGACGGUACAGCCAAUAACACCACUACGAAAAGCACCGAAACCCCGCUGGGAGAUGAGAUGAAGCGUCAGGUCGAAAACACUAUGAGACGCAUGGCCGAGUUGCUAAAAAGGAAGAACAAUUCCACCGACAACGGCAUGGGCUAUGAUGACGCCGACUUUGACAUACUCUGA
Molecule: messenger RNA, 426 nt
Organism: Aureobasidium melanogenum CBS 110374
Lineage: Eukaryota; Fungi; Ascomycota; Dothideomycetes; Dothideales; Saccotheciaceae
Exons: 1
Coding region: 1-426 (141 amino acids)
Source: RefSeq, a predicted model, not a curated record